AUGGGGGUGUGCAGGUGCAAUCGUGGACAACGCUCAGACAACAUGGAAGCAGACAAUCAUGGGGAACAGUGGACUGUGUGGUUUCUCUGGAGGGAAGGAGUGGCUGCUUCACACAUUCACACAAGGUCAGCAGCCGUGUGUGGGGAAGCAGCACCAAGUGGCAGAACCGUGUUUCACUGGAUAGCAGAGUUCAAAGACAGCAAGGACUGUGUGGCAAAAGGCAAAAGCAGUGGGCAUCCAGCAACAGCAUGCAUACCAAACAGUACCCAGCGCAUGUCCGACUUGAUACUGGAGAACAGGCGCAUCACUUUUGAUGAACUAGAGAAUGUGACAGGUUUGUCACGCGGAACACUGCACACCAUCAUUCAUUAG
Molecule: messenger RNA, 372 nt
Organism: Cryptotermes secundus
Lineage: Eukaryota; Metazoa; Arthropoda; Insecta; Blattodea; Kalotermitidae
Exons: 1
Coding region: 1-372 (123 amino acids)
Source: RefSeq, a predicted model, not a curated record